AUGACUGAAGAUAUCAGUAAAAAGAGAAGAAGUCGUGGUGCUUAUGUUGGUGUUUUUAAGAAAAUUGUUAAUGAAACUGUGAAACCUGUUUAUGAAAGGUUUGCUUUGAAAGAUCAUGGUGCGGUACUCUUAUCCAGUUAUGAUUUACUGGAAGCUAAAUUAUUGAACGUAACAACUAUUCAAAAUGAAAUUAAUGACUUAAUUGAGCCAGAGAAUUUAGCUAAUGAAAUGAUGUCACACUUGGAAUUUGAGCAGUAUGCUGCGAAAGAGUUAACAACAUUGAAAAAGUUUCUUGACAAGCAUGUGUUUGAAAUUGAAGGUAAUGUUUCUGUUACUUCUUCUGAUGGGUCUGGAAACUCCAGCGUGAGGGAUCGAAUUAAACUUCCGAAACUUGAGCUGAAAAAGUUUAACGGUGAUCCUUUGCAAUGGAAGUCCUUUGACGAAUCUUUUGAGUGUGCGAUACAUAAGAAUGAAUCUCUUUCUUUUGUCGAAAAAUUGACGUAUUUGACAAAUCUUUUGUCGGGCUCGGCAGAACAAACAAUCAGCGGUUUAUCGUUACGUAACGAAAACUAUGAAAUUGCGCGAGAUCUUUUAAAAGAACGAUUUGGUGAUCCACAAAUCACUGUGUCAGCUCAUAUGAACAAACUUUUGACUCUUGAAAAUGUAAAAAGUUCGAGAGAUAUAAAAUCUAUGCGAAAACUUUACGACCUAAUCGAAUCUCAAGUGAGAAGUUUGAAAGCCCUGGGUUUUAAAGCAGAAAACUAUGGACCUAUGCUUAUUCCUGUUGUUUUGUCAAAAUUACCGAAUGAUAUCAAAUUAAUGAUAAGUAGAAAAUUUGAUGAAGAUAUUUGGGACGCUGAAGCUGUGUUAAAAUUUUUAAGAAAAGAAAUUAUGGCACGUGAAAAACUUUCGAAUAUAAAAUUAGAAGAAGAUGAGCAGCGGGAGUUCCCCAGCAGUGGAAGUUCUUUGAAUGCACAAGCUGCGCGAACUGGUACCCGAAAGUUAUUCUGUUCUUUUUGUUCUGGUGAGCAUAAAUCAUAUGAAUGCAGAACUGUAACAAAAUUAGAAACCAGGAAAGAAAUUGUUUUGAAAAAUGGAGGGUGUUUUUUAUGUUUAAGAAAAGGACACAUGAGUCGUGAAUGCAAAGCAAGUUUUCGUUGUUUUCACUGCAAAGGAAAACAUCACGUAGCCUUAUGCGAAAAGAAACAUAAUCCAAAUCCUCCUCCUAGUCGUAGUCCUAAGAAAAAUGAAACCGAAAAUAAAGAUGCAGAAAGUGAAGAUUCUUCCUCGAACGUUACACCUGCUAAUAUAAACAUAGCUUCUGAUCGAAAUAAUGUUUUGCUGCAAACUGCUAUGGCUACAGUUACAUCAUGCGAUGGAAAUUUUUCUGCGAAAUUACGCAUUUUAUUUGACAGCGGUUCGCAAUUGUCGUACAUCACACCGCAAGCGAGAAAAAAGUUGAAUUUAAAAACUGUUUCAAAAAAAGAACUGAGUAUUAAAGUCUUUGGAGGUGAACACUCUACGAAAAAACUUGAUCUUGUCAAAUUUGAAAUUAAAAGCACAAUAUCGAAUGAGAGCAUUAAUGUUUCUACCUUUGUGAAUGAUAUUUGCAAACCUGUUUCCGGACAAACUAUCAAUUUUGCUGUUGAAAAUUAUGAACAUUUGCAAGGCUUACAAUUAGCUGAUCAGAAUUUUAGCGACGAUCUACACGUCGACAUAUUAAUUGGAGCCGAUUAUUACUGGAAUUUUUUCACGAAAACUGUUUUACGAAGUUCUAGCGGAGGUCCUGUUGCCAUGGGAUCAAAACUUGGAUUUAUCUUAAGUGGUCCAGUUUCUACUGUCUCUACCACUCCUGUUACAGCAAAUAUGGCUUGUACUCAUUCGUUAUUAAUUAUGAAAGAAACUCAAUCAGAUUAUGAGAUUCUGAAUGAAAACGUGAAUAAAUUUGUUCGUUCGGAGGAAAUCCCUAAACUUGGAAAGUUUAGGGAUUUCCUCCGAAGAACCUAG
Messenger RNA from Hydractinia symbiolongicarpus, 2007 nucleotides. RefSeq lists its product as uncharacterized. Lineage: Eukaryota; Metazoa; Cnidaria; Hydrozoa; Anthoathecata; Hydractiniidae. The transcript has a single exon. Gene Ontology annotation, molecular function: zinc ion binding; nucleic acid binding. Bases 1 to 2007 code for a protein of 668 amino acids. The record is from RefSeq and is a predicted model, not a curated record.